UAAAUGUGGAAACCCCUUCUCUUCCAUUUUUUUUCCCGGUUCCAAAUUAUCGGCUACCGUAUCCUUCGAUUCCGGUCCUGCUGUCCGAAGCUUCUUUCAACACAAAAUUUGCUAAUCCACGGCGCGUGAAUUCUAUCUCAAAAUUUCUUCUGCUCAAAAUCCCUAAUUUUUUUUUUCGUCCAACCCAAAACCUGGAUUUACAACUAAGCAAUCCUUAAUCUGUUUUUUUUUCCCUUUACAAAGUUUGUUGCUUUUCGAAUCAGAUUUUUUGGGUUAUAUCUUUGGGAAUUUCCACUUGAAAUGCCGCCAUUUUCGUCAGCUUCGAAGGUAAUAGGAUCCUUACUCUCGCGCAGAAACCGUAUAAGGCACCUGGUUAGGCUCGUUGAGAACGGUGGGCAGUCACGGACAUGGCAUCAGCUUCGGUGCUUCAGCGGUAUCGAAACUCCAUUGGUGGGCCGCAGUCGAGUGGGCGUGUUUACUCUGAACCCGAUUUCGUACCAUGCUAGUACUGUUCAAAGAAGGAGGUUUCUUGGUUGCGGCGACGGGGAAGAGGGCGGUGUUCUAUCCAAAAUUUAUGAGGAGAAGCGCGUUUUAGGGUACUCUCCUGAGCAGCUAUAUAAUGUUGUUGCUGCUGUUGAUUUGUAUCACGAUUUUCUCCCCUGGUGUCAGCGUUCUGAUAUACUUAAACAAUAUCCUGAUGGAUCUUUUGAUGCUGAACUGGAGAUAGGCUUUAAAUUUUUUGUUGAGAGUUAUGUGUCUCAUGUAGAAUUAGUCAAGCCAAAGAGGAUAAAGACAACUGCUUCAGAUACUACACUUUUUGACCACUUGAUUAACAUCUGGGAAUUCAACCCUGGGCCAGUUCCAGGAACUUGCAGCGUUUACUUCUUGGUAGAUUUUAAGUUUCAGUCACCACUUUAUCGACAGGUAGCAUCCAUGUUUUUUAAGGAUGUGGUUUCUAGAUUGGUUGGUUCAUUCAAUGAGCGAUGCCGAGUAAUAUAUGGACCAGCUGCCCGAGUUCUUGAAAAUUCCUAUGAGCAUGGCGUCUGAGAGUUCACAAAUAUCAGGUAGUUUUUCUUUUGCAUUCUACCUGGUAGCCUUUGAAGCUAUACUGAUGCUGUUUCACAGUUGAAAGACAUGGUAACUCAAUUUUGUCAUCUCUAAUUCAAUGGGUCAUUUUCAGCCUAUACAUGUUUGGUUUUAUGUCAGACGUGUAUUUUUACCAGCUUCUUUAUGACGUCCGAGGAAAAUUGGGAAAGACCAUUUUCCCCCCUUAACAUAUUGUAUUGGUUAGCAGAUAUAUGAAAGUUUUAGCAUUGUUUGGUAAAUGCAUUGGAUGUUUUUCGAUCUGAUAUUCUCUCCCGUUUACUGCUCUAUUCUCAUGGUAAAGCAGUCUACUCUGUUAGUUUUGUUUCCUUGUACGAGUAGCUGGGUUGUUUUGUUUCAGUUGAUAUUUAGUUUAUCCA
Messenger RNA from Humulus lupulus (European hop), 1463 nucleotides. RefSeq lists its product as uncharacterized. Bases 301 to 1047 code for a protein of 248 amino acids. The record is from RefSeq and is a predicted model, not a curated record. Gene Ontology annotation, molecular function: ubiquinone binding. Gene Ontology annotation, biological process: cellular respiration; ubiquinone biosynthetic process. The transcript is spliced from 4 exons. NCBI's taxonomy places the organism in Eukaryota, Viridiplantae, Streptophyta, Magnoliopsida, Rosales, Cannabaceae.